CGCCAGUAGUCCGCCAGUUGCGAAUGGAGCAAUUUCCAGCCGGGAGUGUUUGCAAUCCUGGUACUAUCCCGUGAGAAGGGCUGAAAAAGGACUGUAAAAUACCCAGUUCCCAUCUAUAGUUAUCUGUCGUGCCUGCAAGGGGCUACGGCAACUUUGGUGAUAAAGUUACAUAAACUGCGUAUACCCUCUUGUUCGGCACACAUCCAGGGUACCACACGGCAAAUAUGUCCUGCAACGAGAAGACAGCGCUUCUGGCAACGCAACAAGGACAUCAGCAGCGGCAGCAGCGGCAGCAGCAGCACAUCAUUGUCGUGCCCGCGACGGGGAAGGAUCCAAAGGAUUAUGAGCCCAUUUUCACAACUGCUGACUAUUCCUACGGACUGACGCUCGAGGAGCUCCUGCCCUUCGCUCUGGAUCCCUGGUGGCAGGCCGUACGGCGCCUCAGCUGCGGGCUCCUGGGCCUGACUUUCCUGCUGACCCUGAUUGCUGGACUGGUUAUGGCCUAUUCCGACAGUGUCUGUCUCCCAAAUAGAGCAAUUAGCAGAAACGCGACCACCACGACAACGAUGGCCACGCCACUAUCCUUGGCUCUCAACGGCUCCCAGCUGCUGAUGGCCAGUUUAUAGUGGCCGUAAGCUAAUCUGUGUAGCAUUUUGGAGAUGCCGCAAUCCACCCUGCGGAAUUGCAUCAGCCGCAUCAGCUCGCACUAUUAGCAUUUGUUUGGCUUGCCGGUAAUGGAGGCGACCUAAUCCUCCUCCUCUCUACUGUUUACCCCUACUCAAGCUGAGUGAUAAGCGAUGCACCGCGGGAUUGAUUGGUCGUGAAAUAAUUAUACUGAUUAACUUAUUUGCUACACAACCGCCUACUCGUAAAGUAAAAAGAAUGCAAAAGGUAUAAGGAAGCGUUUCCGUACCAAUUAAGAACAUUGUAUCGCAAACUUAUUAAUUUUUAUAUAUAUACAUAUAUAUAUAUGAAUAUUACUUAAAC
Molecule: messenger RNA, 987 nt
Organism: Drosophila melanogaster (fruit fly)
Lineage: Eukaryota; Metazoa; Arthropoda; Insecta; Diptera; Drosophilidae
Exons: 3
Coding region: 225-626 (133 amino acids)
Source: RefSeq, marked reviewed